Messenger RNA from Klebsormidium nitens, 1940 nucleotides. NCBI's taxonomy places the organism in Eukaryota, Viridiplantae, Streptophyta, Klebsormidiophyceae, Klebsormidiales, Klebsormidiaceae. The record is from the annotation of a GenBank genome assembly.
UCGAGAACCACAGCCUGCUGGCCUUGCAAUUCAGAAGCUUGUUCAGCAGUCUGAUCGAGCAGAUCAAUGCGGAUGGCGUUCCUUGCAAUCUGCAAGCUUCACUGCGGGAAUUGAGAGUUUUCUACCGAUUGCUGGCACUCCGGGAAGUUGUGCCUCUCAAGAAGCAUGCCGUCCUCUUAUUGCAGCAGGGCGCUGACAAGCAGUGGCACCCAGCUCCCAGACCUGGUGGCCCGUCUGCGGUCGCCCCGGGGCGACAAAGUGAACAGACAACCUUUUAGAGUCUGCAUUGCUGGCAAUUCGCCUACAUAUACUCCAAGAGGGGAUGCUUUUGAGCUGUUGCUUUGUCCAAGACAAUUGCCUGGGCCAAUGCUGCGCAGCUGCCCCCAGCGUCUCCACUCUCAGCGCCGCGCCAUACAUGCAAGAAGCACGAGCCUGGAUCGUGCACCUGCGCAGGGUCAGAAAGCGGCGCAGUCCGUUGAGAAGGAGAGCAUAAUAGAGGGCCACACGUGGGAGUGGCGCCACCGGUGGCAUGUCUACUACGAAACAGCGGGCACGCAAGGGCCACCGCUGGUGUUUCUUCCCGGGUUCGGGGUGGGCUGCUUCCACUUCCGGGACCAGCUGCGCGACCUCGGCAGCGACCACCGCGUGUGGGUCAUGGACCUGCUGGGGCAGGGCAACUCGUGGCCGUCGCAUGACCCUGCCCCCCAUGCGGACGGGGACUUCAAGUACUGGGGGUUUGGGCCAGCGGCAGAGGAGUGGGCCGGGGAUCUUAUUUACAGCGUGGAUACAUGGACCAGCCAGAUUGAGGCGUUUCUGGCGACCGUAGUGAAGGAGCCGGUAUACCUCCUGGGGAACUCUCUGGGGGGCUAUCUGGCCGUCUCACUUGCUGCGCGCCGGCCCGACCUCGUCAAGGGCGUGUGCCUGGUCAACGCCACCCCGUUCUGGGCGUUCAUCCCCAGCCCCAAGUCCAAGAACUGGUUCUCCAGACAGAUUGGCCGUGUCAUCUGGGCGGGCGCCGUCCCUGUGCCGAGAUGGGCGCGCUGGGCCAGCAGCCGCUGGUGGGACGCGCUGCGCAACCCCGGGACGAUCCGCGCGCUGCUGGCCCAGGUGUACUGCAACCGCGAGCGCCUCUCCGACGAGCUAGUGGCGCAGAUUGUGGAGCCGACGUCGCACCCCGCGGCCGCAUCCGCGUUUGCGUCCAUCAUCUUCGCCCCAAAGCCCGAGAACAGCUUCAAUGAGGGCCUGCACAAGCUGCGGGCACACGGCGUCCCGCUCUGCCUCAUGUACGGUCGUGAAGACCCGUGGGUCCGGCCGGUUUGGGGGCAGCAGGCGAAGCGGAUAGUGCCAAACGCUCCUUACUUUGAGAUCAGCCCCGCUGGACACUGUCCUCAUCACGAAGCCUAUGAAGUGUUCAACAUCCUAGUUCGGAAGUGGAUUGCGCAUCAUGAGACAGAUGGAGAAGAACCCUUGCCCGAGCGACUAGACGCUGUCGAGAUUGGAUUGGCUAAUGAGUUGGUGUGCGCGGAGCUUGUCAGCGGCGAGCCGAGGAACGCCUUCGAGAGAAUUGCAAGCGGCGUUCUGGGGGGACGGCCGAGAGAGUCGGGUUAGAUAAGCACCCAGUGCAUGUUGGAGUGUUAUUCGUCGAGUCGAAGCAGGUUGCGGUGAUAUGCAUAAGCAGGCUAGACAAAUGCGAACGUUGCGAGUUGCUUCAGCAUGUGUUGCGAAGUGACCACAUCAAAGUAGACAGUGUAGCUGUACAUAAGAGCAUGCCUUUGAAAUUUGGACGGCUUCAAGUCAAUUAGCACACACCAGAGUCAAGCAGACUCAUGUGUAUUGCAGAUAGCCUGGCAGCUGAUGCAAUCAGAGUUCGUCUAUAGGCAUGUGGAUCAGAAAUAAAGUUUAUGCAUCUCGCGGAUCCAUGCUCAGUAAAUCAUGACGUG